AUGAAUAUAAAUUCAAAAAACGACUGCUUUUCUCUGUUGAGCCGCCUAAAUCCUAAUACUAAAAGAAAGGCAACCAAACCCAUUUCCCCCAAACCGAAAUCAACAGCGUUGUCCCUUAUUCAAGCUCCCGCAGCGAAAUCCAACCGCAAGAAGGGUGUUAGAGCAUCUGGGAAUCAUGGUAUUGAUAUUUUCUUGGAACUUCAGGCAGUUGGCUUUUGCGGAAACAUGUCGGGUAAAAAAGAAGAGAAAGCUCAGGCUGCUGCUGAAAGGAUCAAGGCUGCAGCCUUGAGUGCUGCAAAAGGUCUUAGUCGAGCUCAGGCUGAAAGGGCAGCUGCUUCUGCUGCACGCAACGUUAAUGCUUAUGGGCAGAAGGAAGAAGGACCCAGCAGAUGGCAGGAGAAAAGGGAAGCCAAGAGACAGAUGUAUUUGAUGAGUACUGAAAAGGCAGUAAGAUUGGGUGAACGAAAAGACCUUAAGUCGAAUGUAACUACCAUUAGUGGUGCGGCUUCACAAUGCCAGAAGUGUUUCCAGCCCGGGCAUUGGACAUAUGAAUGCAAGAAUGAACGUGUUUACAUCUCGCGACCGUCUAGGACCCAACAACUCAAGAAUCCUAAACUGAAGAUGAAGGUCUCAGUAUCCCACGAUUUGGAUAUUCCAGAUAUAAAGGAAGAGAAGGGUGAAAAGCAGUCAAAGAAAAGCAAGAGGAAGCAUCGAGCAGCUUCUGAUUCUGGCAGUGAUAGUGAGGCUUCAGUUUUUGACACUGAUAGUGGGGCAUCAUCAAUUACAGGAUCUGAUUAUUCUUCAGAGGAGAGUAGUUCAGAUUACAGUUCAUCUUCUGAUUCAGAGGAGGAAAGGAGGCACGGAAGGAAGAAAAAGAAGCAAAAGAUGGGAAGACGGCGGAGAAGGAACAGUUCAUCAUCUGAAUCUUCUGAGACAGAGUCAGCUUCCGAAUCUGAUUCUGAUGAUAGGAGGAGCCGGAGGAAGAGCAGGAGACACAGCAGAAAGCGUUAA
Prunus armeniaca (apricot) is the source of this 1011-nucleotide messenger RNA. The record is from the annotation of a GenBank genome assembly. Lineage: Eukaryota; Viridiplantae; Streptophyta; Magnoliopsida; Rosales; Rosaceae.